AUGUCGUUUCGUUCAUUUAAUCCGGCUCUAAAAAAGCACUUUGCAGAGCUUCCCCGACCCAAAUUCAAUUAUGGAUACCAGCAUUUUGUAACUCCACAGGCAUGUCAGCAAAUCAUUGACAAGCUCCGACUCAAAGAGAAGUACCCCAAUUCGAAGGGUAACCUAGAUGUGAUAGAUAUUCAUUCAGGUAGAGGCAUGCUAUCUACAAUGAUCAACUACGAAUUGAAACCAAGAAAGCAUCUUGUCAUUGAGCAUCGUCCCGACUUUGCUCGUGCCUGGCAAGAAAGGAUGAAACUACUAGAAAGUGAAACCAAGAACGCAGAGAAUUUCAUUUUCGCUCCACUCGAUGGCUACUCAUGGGCGACAUAUGAUGAGCUAGUUGGAGAGAAUAAGGCUUUAUCGCCAUCGUUCCAACCUAGAUCUAAAGUUCAUGACGAGCUCCUCAUAGUUGGUAAUGUUGCAAGUACAAAUGGUGAAUCAUUGUUCGCUCAAUGGCUCAUGUGCAUAGCUUAUAAGAAUUGGCUUCACAAGUAUGGUAGAGUGAGAACGAUACUUACUUCAUCCGACUAUACGUUGAAGAAAUUUCUUGCAGGGCCUCUGUAUAAAAAGCGGAAUAAGACUGCUGCAAAGAGGGCGAUGUUUUCAGAAACAAGCUUGGUCGCCAUGACUGAAGGUGCUCAAGGAACUUGCACAAGCGAAGGCUAUGAUCCUCGCCUAGUGAUAGAAAACCAACCGGCUUUGCUUCCACGUAACUCAACUUUGCCUCAGGGAUCGACUAUCGGAGUGGCGGAGUUCGUCCCUCGUGAAAUAACCGACGACUAUAAUGUGGACGAGAUUGAUUACAUGACACAAUCAAUGCUGUUUAGACCAAACGACCCAGUCCUGGACAGUAUUAAGCAACUAGCACCAGGGGCAGCCAUUGAUCUUCCACCUUUACUUCCUGAUGAGAUCUUAAAGAAGACAUUCAAAGAGCUCACCGCUGAGGACCUCUGGACAAUGUACAACGUCUACAAAACAUGA
Candidozyma haemuli is the source of this 1020-nucleotide messenger RNA. RefSeq names its product RNA polymerase specificity factor. Gene Ontology annotation, molecular function: mitochondrial transcription factor activity. The coding region runs from base 1 to 1020 and encodes 339 amino acids. Lineage: Eukaryota; Fungi; Ascomycota; Pichiomycetes; Serinales; Metschnikowiaceae. The record is from RefSeq and is a predicted model, not a curated record. The transcript is spliced from 2 exons. Gene Ontology annotation, biological process: transcription initiation at mitochondrial promoter. Gene Ontology annotation, cellular component: mitochondrial DNA-directed RNA polymerase complex; mitochondrial matrix.